Vitis vinifera (wine grape) is the source of this 911-nucleotide messenger RNA. Its product is annotated as mitochondrial acidic protein MAM33. The transcript has 3 exons. Gene Ontology annotation, cellular component: mitochondrial matrix. The coding region runs from base 166 to 855 and encodes 229 amino acids. Lineage: Eukaryota; Viridiplantae; Streptophyta; Magnoliopsida; Vitales; Vitaceae. The record is from RefSeq and is a predicted model, not a curated record.
AAACCUAGGAUUUUGCUAAAAACAAACGCAACCGCUAGGGUUUUUUUUUUUUUUUUUUUCUUUUUCCUUAAAAUAAUAUUAUUUUGGUGUGGAACUCAGAAACUCUAUUUGAGUGAUAAAAAUGAGAAGCAUGGCAAGGGCGUACUAGCUGCAGGGGUUUGAAAAAUGUGGAGUAGAGCGAGGCGGGGAUGCGGAGGAUGGAGGGUUUUGCAGGCAAGGCGUAUGAUAUCAAGUCGGCCGCCUCCAGUAAGCGUCUCAUCGGCCGUGAAUUCCAUGUUACUCCGCUCCCUCAGAGACCACUAUCUCGAAGUUUCCAAAAUGACUCCUCCUCCGAAGGUGAGCCCUCCAUCUCCAUUCUCCAUUAUCAAAGGUGCGCUCGACUCCGAGGGUCCUGUGCUCAAGCGCAGCUAUGGCAAUGAAGAAAUUAGCAUUUAUGUGAUGCGAUUGGCUAACAUUAUACCUGGCGGCGACGAUGAGGAUGAUAACAUUAAUCAGCUCUUCCUUCAUGUCCAGGUCUCCAAGCCUGGCCAGAAGGAUUCCUUGCACUUCCUUUGUGGGCUGUAUCCGGAUGCCUUGGGGAUUCACUCCGUUUCCAUGAGGCCCAAGCUCCAGUCUUCUGGCUUUCUUGUGCUACCCUCCCAAUACAAUGGUCCAGUGUUUCAAGAUCUCAAUGAGAGGAUGAGAGAUGCACUUCACAGUUACAUAGAAGAGCGAGGUGUGAAUGAAAGUCUCUUUCCAUUUCUUCAAGCAUGGCUUUAUGUGAAGGAUCAUCGGAAUCUCAUGCAUUGGUUUCAAAGAGUGGGCACAUUUAUUAAUGAACAGAAGCCAUCUAAAGAUGCUUCAUCUUCUAUGUGAUUGUUCUGUAGAUGAUUUAUUAUUUAUAUAAGUAAAGUUGAACUGCUUUUGACUAA